AAGCCCGUAGAUAUAUCAAAUUUCAGCCUUAAUUAUCUGCCUAAGCGUGUGUGAGUGCCUGUGGGUGUAGCACCUGUGCGUCAGUGUGUGUGCGUUGUUUUCUCACACAAUUUCGCUGCAAUUUAAAAAAAAUCAACAAAAGCGCAGCAACAACACCAACAACAAUUAGGAAACGCAUUAAUUUUCGAGGCUGUUUGGCUAUACUAGAAAAAUAAACAAUAAACAAUCAAGGUGGAGAACUGGAAAUCGCAUGCCCAGCGAAGUGAUAAACAAACUAAAAACCCCACGGCAGCUCCAAAAUUCUGGAGAAGGACGGGCCACGUCGCUAUCGCUUAUCAACUGCACUGAGAGAAAAACCUCAGUGUGCCAAUCGUUUUUCAUCGUUUUCUCCAAAUUUCCCGCCCAGUCUCCGAUCGGGUGGUACUAAUUAGUUUCCGAAAAUUAACCCUAAAACCAUAAGAACAUGUCCUCGUCGUCGGCGUCCGGCGGUCGGAAGCAGCCAACUGCCGUGUCGCGUAUGAAGCAGGACUAUAUGCGUCUCAAGCGAGAUCCCUUGCCGUACAUCACCGCCGAACCGCUGCCCAACAACAUCCUCGAGUGGCAUUACUGCGUCAAGGGACCGGAGGAUUCGCCCUACUACGGCGGCUACUACCAUGGCACACUGCUCUUCCCGCGCGAGUUCCCCUUCAAGCCGCCUUCCAUCUACAUGCUGACGCCGAACGGACGCUUUAAGACCAACACGAGGCUGUGCUUGAGCAUAUCAGACUUUCAUCCGGACACGUGGAAUCCCACUUGGUGUGUUGGCACCAUUCUCACUGGACUGCUGAGUUUUAUGCUGGAAAGCACUCCUACGCUGGGGUCUAUCGAGUCGUCGAACUAUGACAAGCAAAUGUAUGCCCAAAAAUCGCUAGCAUUUAACCUGCGCAACACUAACUUCUGUGAGCUGUUUCCCGAGAUGGUCGAGGAAAUCAAGCAGCGUCUGCAGGGAACACAGGCUGCGGCUGCGGCGGGCGGUAUUGCGUCCACCUCCGGCGGAGCGAAGCGGUCCAACGGUGUAGCAAAUGGCGCGGCAUCGGCAUUGGCGGAUGGCAAUCUAGCAGCCGGUGGCUUGUCGAAUCCACAAAACGCAGCGGACGCCAUUGAUGGCGGAGCGGCGGGACAAGCGGACUUGGCCAGUGGCGGCGGAGCGUCGGCACUGCAGAAUAGUGCACGGAACUCCUAUCUAAACUGGCAGUCCGUCUAUUCGAACCUGGUGAUCAUUAUCUGCUUUGCGAUAUUUGCCCUCAUUGUUAAUUACGUGAUCAAGAACCUGAAUCAGGAAUAGAAUUAACGACACAGCCUCUAUAUUUAUAUACAAAUAUAGUUACACAUCCGUAUGCGUGUGCAUAUUUAAUCUAGUUUACUCUAAAGUAGUCUUCGUGGAUUCAGUACCGCUUGAGAAGUAUUUACAGUUCCCGCUUGACCCAAAAAUUAUCGCCUCAGGCCCCCGCCAUCCAUUCCCCCUUUUCCCACGAUCGCUGUUUAGUCUGAAAUUAUUGGCAAUAACAACUAGAAACACAGAAUCACACAUUUCUAAACUCAAUUUGUGAAAUCUAUAAACUGUUUUGUUAUGUAUUCAUUACUAUUAAAGCCUAGUUUAAUGCAACGUGAAUGAAGCCAGAAAUAUGUUUGUAAAUGAAUAAAAAAGAACGGCAACAUAUGAGCUCGUGUACAAAUUAGCCAA
Messenger RNA from Drosophila ficusphila, 1723 nucleotides. RefSeq names its product ubiquitin-conjugating enzyme E2 J2. The record is from RefSeq and is a predicted model, not a curated record. The transcript is spliced from 4 exons. Bases 464 to 1324 code for a protein of 286 amino acids. NCBI's taxonomy places the organism in Eukaryota, Metazoa, Arthropoda, Insecta, Diptera, Drosophilidae.